Molecule: messenger RNA, 1720 nt
Organism: Pezoporus occidentalis (night parrot)
Lineage: Eukaryota; Metazoa; Chordata; Aves; Psittaciformes; Psittacidae
Gene: LRPAP1
Product: LDL receptor related protein associated protein 1
Exons: 8
Coding region: 37-1089 (350 amino acids)
Biological process (GO): negative regulation of very-low-density lipoprotein particle clearance; negative regulation of receptor internalization
Cellular component (GO): endoplasmic reticulum-Golgi intermediate compartment; cis-Golgi network; plasma membrane
Molecular function (GO): lipase binding; heparin binding; very-low-density lipoprotein particle receptor binding
Source: RefSeq, a predicted model, not a curated record
GCUGCUCGGGAGUUGUAGUUCCGCGCCCAGCGCGACAUGGCGGCGCCGCGGGCUCUGGCGGUUCUCGCUGCCGCGCUGCUUCUGGCCGCUGCCUCCCAGGCCGGCAAGUACUCCCGGGAGGCCAACGAGGGGUUGGCGGCCGCCGGCGCCAAGCGGCGGGAAGCCGGGGAGUUCCGUGUGGUGAGGCUGAACCAGGUCUGGGAGAAGGCGCAGCGGCUUCAGCUCUCUGCUGUGAAACUGGCAGAGCUGCACAGUGAUCUAAAAAUACAAGAAAAGGAUGAGCUAAGUUGGAAAAAACUGAAGGCUGAAGGGCUAGAUGAAGAUGGAGAGAAGGAAGCCAAACUUAGACGCAACUUAAAUGUCAUUAUGACUAAAUAUGGAAUGAAUGGAAAGAAGGACUCUCAACUAGUUGAUACUAACUACAUUAAAGGUGGUACAGAAAGUGAUAUACUAGAUGAUCCAAGACUGGAAAAAUUAUGGAGCAAGGCCAAGUCCUCUGGGAAGUUCUCUGAUGAAGAGCUGGAUAAGCUUUGGCGAGAAUUUAAGCAUCACAAAGAAAAGAUCCAUGAAUACAAUAUUCUGCUGGAGACUGUGAGCAGAACAGAAGAUAUCCACAAAAAUGUUAUUAACCCUGAAGAGAACCUGGUGAAAGAGGAAAUCUUGCACAACAAACACAGAGAACUCAAAGAAAAGCUAAGAAGCAUCAAUCAGGGGUUUGAGCGUUUGCGUAAAGUCAGUCACCAGGGAUAUGACGCAACCAGUGAAUUUGAAGAACCAAGAGUGAUUGAUUUGUGGGACAUGGCCAAAUCAGCCAAUUUCACGGAGAAAGAACUUGAAUCUUUUCGGGAGGAGCUGAAACACUUCGAAGCAAAAAUUGAAAAACACCAUCAUUAUCAGAAACAGUUAGAGAUUUCACACCAGAAACUGAAGCACAUAGAGGGAACUGGAGAUAAGGAUCAUCUGAACAGAAACAAAGAGAAAUACACCAUGCUGGAAGAAAAGACAAAAGAACUAGGAUAUAAGGUAAAGAAGCACUUGCAAGACUUAUCCAGCAGAAUCUCUCAAGGUCUUCAACACAAUGAAUUAUAAAAACAGGUUCCCCUUCAUGGGAUCAAUCACAUGCAUAAGGAAUAACACAAAACAGGUAGUGUGUGUUUUCAACAGGAUUUACCAAGGAGUCCCUCUGAAAUAGUGAGGAUUGAACAGAGUUGUCCUGGAAGAAUUUUUUUUUUUUUUGUCCACUUAAUUGCUAGUUUUCUAUUUGCACUAUCAGAUUAUUAGAUUAUAAAUGUAAAUUGCACAUCUUGGAUCAUACAUGCCUUAGGUCUGAAUCAAGUAACAGCCUUUGAAAUAAGCUGUUGUGUCAAAAGGAAAAAUAUGUGAACACUAAUCUGAUAGUUAGGAAAAGUGUUCUGAUCAAUGAAAGCAAACACUGAGUUACAGAAAGUUAAAAGAGAGGCCAGAAAAGUCUUUCAGUGUCUGUCCUAUUACAUUUUCUACUGAAGGUAGCAAAAAUAUUCCUACUGACUUUGAGCAGGAGCUCAGAGCUGCACUGAUUAUGAUUCCUUCAUGUGAGAGGGGGAGGAAAAGUAAGGCGGGAACAAGUAUUGAGGUCAAAUCACACAACUUAGUUACAGGCUAACAUAUCUGAAGUUACUGAAUGUAUGUGUACAAUCAUCUUGUUCAUGGUUGCUUGGUUUUGUAACACUUAGUCAUUAAA